GGGAGGGGCGCUGGCGCGUUCCCUGGGGGCGGCUGCGGGCGUCGCAGGGCGGCCUUAGGGAGACGGUUUGGGGCGCCUCGGUUUCCGGGCGCGACCUGGGAUCCGAGUUUCUGCCGGCGGAGAGAAGCGGCUGCCCUUAUUCCUGUUGAGCACAAGUUGCGCGGAGUGACGCUGGGAUGCGCCGUCAGGAGACGGAAUGGCCGGCGUCCCUUAGGGAACGAUGCCGAGUUGUCCUGGAACCGGCAGGCCGUUUAAACGCGUUCCAGUUCUCAAACCUCGAGCGUAGACAGCGGCAGUGCAAAAAGGACACAAACGGAGAAGUCCUGUGGGUGUGGUGCUACCCCCGCACAACAGCCGCCCUCCGCAGCCUGCUGCUCAGGAAGUGCUGCCUGACGCGGGAGAACGCGCUCCUGCACCCUUUUGUCUUCGGUCAGUACAGAAGGACCUGGUUUUACAUCAUGACAGUUGAAGUUCCAGAUUCCUCAGUUCUGAACAAGGUGACUCAUUUUUCUAUUGUUCUGACCGCCAAAGAUUUUAACCCAGAGAAAUAUGCCGCCUUCACUAGGAUAUUGUGUAGAAUGUACCUGAAGCAUGGGAGCCCAGUUAAGAUGAUGGAGAGCUACAUCGCAGUUCUCACCAAGGGAAUAUGCCAGAGUGAAGAGAACGGCUCCUUCCUCAGUAAGGACUUUGAUGCCCGAAAGGCCUACCUUGCGGGCUCCAUCAAAGACAUUGUAUCUCAGUUUGGAAUGGAAACUAUAAUCUUACACACUGCGCUGAUGCUCAAGAAAAGAAUCGUCGCCUAUCAUCCCAAAAUAGAAGCUGUCCAGGAGUUUACCAGGACUCUGCCUGCCCUGGUGUGGCAUCGCCAGGACUGGUCCAUCCUCCAUCCCUACGUACACCUCAAUGCCGAUGAACUGGACGCCUUGCAGACAUGUACAGGUUACGUGGCUGGAUUUGUGGACUUGGAGGUGAGCAACAGACCGGACCUCUACGAUGUGUUUGUGAAUCUGGCAGAGAGUGAGAUCACCAUUGCCCCGCCUGCGAAAGAGGCCAUGGCCAUGGGAAAACUGCACAAAGAAAUUGGUCAGCUAAUUGUCCAGUCUGCAGAAGAUCCAGAGAAGUCCGACAGCCAGGUUAUACAGGAUAUCGCCCUAAAGACAAAAGAAAUCUUCAGCAGCCUGGCCCCGCUCUCCGAGGUUUCGGGUGACGGAGGGAAGCCGGUCCUCCGGGUCGAGGCACUGAAGCAGAAGCGGUUCCCGCCGGCCACAGAGAACUUCCUGUACCACCUGGCAGCGGCCGAACAGAUGCUGCAAACCUGAGCGCCCGCGGCCCUGCGCCGGGCCGCUGCCCGCUUUCACUCUCGUCACCAGGAACUAUGGGAGAUAACACGCAAAUGAUCUGUUUUUAAUGAUUUACUUGCAAGUUUGAGAUUUGACCUGAAAACACUGAAACUCAUGAAUGUGUUUGUGAUUGUUCCCCGCUCAUCCGCUCCCUGCCUGCUGUCCGAGGCGGACGAGGUGCCCUAACACGUGACAUCUGAAAGCUGCCGGUGCCCGUGGCCGCCGCGCGCUCACGCAGCUCGCCCCUGUCGUGAGCCCGCCGCCAGGUUUUCUGCAGCGCUGUGGCGAGCGCGGGUCAGCGGGAGCCCCCUGCAGGUGCACUCUCCUGUUCUCGGCCUCUGAACACUUUAGCUUCUGAGGGUUUUGCAUCGGGGUUAUUCUCGGGUUGCCAACUUUCGUAAUCCAUAUUGUUAUGGCCACGGAAGCCUCUGACAGCCGAGAGGCGUCACUGCUCUAACCCCGUGUUCUUUGAAGACUGGGGUCCUGUGCGGUGGCUUUCGCGCCCUCGGGAGGGAGUGGGAGGAUCCACCCUCAGGGGCCACCCCAGAGGGUGUCUCGAAGCCACCACAUAGCGAGCUGACUGCGCCUGUCCCGUCAGGGUCCUUCCCGUAGGCGGAGACCUUAAACUCGCCAAGGGAGCAGAGGUGGGUUCCCCACGCGUCAUUUCCGUCCCUGUGUCGUUAAUGAGGAAAGAUGGCUUUACCCAGGACUGUGUCCUUCGAAAUCUUACCGGGAAACACGCGUGCAAAAAUGUCUUUAUUGGAUCUGUCACUUUUACUGAGAGUGUUGGGCAUUGGUUUAAAAAAAAUAGCCUUUUCUCCGUCCCUCUUGGGUGGGAACGGGGGAGGACCUGAAGUGAGACGCUGACUGAGGCCGGCAGUGGGACACUGAACCUGCACUUUAUGGAAGUGAAUACUAACAUUUUCACACAUUAGCGAACAAAGUUGUUAAAAUUAUAAAUUCAUGUUGUAGAAAUAAAAUGGAAAAUAUUUUGAUACUUCA
Molecule: messenger RNA, 2342 nt
Organism: Oryctolagus cuniculus (rabbit)
Lineage: Eukaryota; Metazoa; Chordata; Mammalia; Lagomorpha; Leporidae
Source: RefSeq, a predicted model, not a curated record